GUCAAGGAAUUUGCAAUGUUCGAGUCCUUGUAUACAUCUAAAGCAAAAACCGAUUUCAAACCCACCGUUCUUCCUAGUAUGACUAAAAGAGUAUCCAUAAGACCCACACUAUCUAAUAUAUUUAGACCACUCUUGGGCUUGGCCAGUUCGUCCAGCGAAUCAAAUCUAGAUUCCAAUCAGCAGUCAAUCCCAAUCAGCCCCGACGACGAUACAAUCCACAAUAUUAUUAGCAGCUAUUACGUGGCUCCAAAUACUGCAAAACCAAUUCAAUCCAACAAUGCUACAAUCGAUGAACAUAAAUCACCUUUUGGUCCUUUUUUGACUGGUCUACAAAAAAGGACUGUGAACAAUGCAGGAGUACCUGAUUUGGGUAUAUCUAAUGAUGCGACCUGCCAAUCAGACUCGUCUUUGCCUUCUCCACCCAUCCAGACACCUGUUCGUCGUCGUGCAACAACCAACACGGUCAACACUAGCCACUGCGCCAUUUCAUCCACUUCCAGUAUUGCGCUGGCGAAUAGUCUCGAAUACGCGACAAGCCAAUCCAAAGCUGAUACGCAAACUCCGCCAUUGACUACAAAGAAUGCUCAAGUGGUUCCUAUCGUUACAACUCUGACUCGAACCAGAUCUACAAAGUCUCCGCUUGCACCCAUAUCCCCCAAUGCAAUCCUGCCUACUGGAGACUUGGUUUUGAUGUGCAUCCCUUCAUCCACUUGCAUUGAUCCUCGCACAUCCUUUGCAGUCCAAGCAAAGCAUCUCAAAAUAAUCCAAGGCACAGAUAGCGAGGGACGCCAAGAAACCCGAAUUUCUUGCACCAAACCCAACUCGGUUUUAAAAUAUCAGUGCUGCAGUGUUCCCGCUUCCAUUGGAUGUUGUGGGCUUUGUGAUCCUCAUAAUUGGAUUUAUCAAGGUUCGGAAUACAAUCCAGUCAUUUCACGACUUUACGCUAAUAUGGAUGGAUGCAUUCCUUCCUCGGUAAAACUGACUGCCCCCAAAUUCAUCAUUCCGUGGAGGUACAAGAACCGCAAAACAGGUGCUGUAAGCUGGAAAAUCAUUCACAUGUGUGGUGACAAUAUUCAAGACGCAGAAUGUGAGACGAUUGUGGUAAAUAUAUACCGUGAUGAUAAGCUGAGGAAAUUACUCGAGAGUGUAGAACGCGAAUCACAAAACCUGCGUGAUGCAGAGCUUGUUGAGUAUAUUCUGGCAGUGAUUCAAGAGUUGAUGGGAACCUAUGGUUUACCAGGUGGAGCAACAAGCACACAAGCCGAUACAAGCUUGUUUAAUCAAAUGCAGCAACAGGGACAUAAUUUUAUGCUAUUGAUGGAUAUCCGUAUUGGAUUGUGUCGUCACAAGGCAUUGUUGUUCAAGAUUCUUGGUGACACGACUGGACUGGACUGUGCCUUGGUUACCGGUUACAGUACAGGCGGACGACAUCAAUGGAACGUUGUGACAUUGUCUGAUGGCGAAUCCUACAUUAUUGACCCGACUUCACCCCAUUUUACUUGGACCAAGCAUGGUAGCUACCGUACAAAAGCGUAUCGAGUGUCUGCUGAUAUGUCAUUUGGUCAUAGUGGUCUGACGCUUAAGAUGAAGGGUGUUAUUUGAUAACAAAGUAGUAAUAAUAAACAUAGUUCAUGUGGUAUGUUGCCAAAUCUGUAGAU
Molecule: messenger RNA, 1658 nt
Organism: Batrachochytrium dendrobatidis JAM81
Lineage: Eukaryota; Fungi; Chytridiomycota; Chytridiomycetes; Rhizophydiales
Exons: 5
Coding region: 16-1602 (528 amino acids)
Source: RefSeq, a predicted model, not a curated record